CAGCCAUUUGGGCCUGUGAAUAAGUCUGUUGGAAUGAGCAAUCACUCAGUGAGUCAAGCCAUCCAGCCUGGGAUUUUACUACCCACACAACCCAUAGGGUCUACAAGUCAAAAAGCAGGACCUGCAGUCAGAUCAGUGGGGCCUGGUACUCCCACUUCUGGCUAUUCAAACAACCUGGGGGUUCUCCAGAACACACCACCAGGAACAAUUUCUGUGGGUGAGCUGGUCUCAUUGGCAGGCCUUCCUGAGGGUCAGAUGACCUCUGCUUCUGUGAUUCCUGCACAGAGUACAGCUUCUGGGGUUCUCCCCACUGGUCAAGCAGUCCAGUCCACAGUUCCCCAUAUAGGUCAGACAGUCUCCUCACAGGUUCUUACCUCUUGUCAGACAAUGUCUGAUAGGGUUUUCCCUACAGGUCAAAUGGUAUCAUCUGCGUUGCUAUCUCCCCAAAUUGUGGUGGUCUCAGAUGUCCUUGUGAACCAGGGUGUGAGCACUGGUAUUCCUCUGCUUGGUCAGCCUAUUAACUCAGGUCCAUCUGUUGGCCCCGGUAUGCUUCAGCUCAGUCAGUCUGUUGGCACCAGAAUCCUGCCGGACAGCCAGUUAGUAAGAGCUGACACUUCACAUAACACCCUGUUCCUCAAGUCAGGCUCUGUUUUCAGGAAGCUGCUUCCAACAGGCUCACAGGUCAAGGGGAAGCCCCUUUACACUCUGGACCCCAUGCCUGUCACUCUGCCUAUUCCUCAGGGAGCUAUUGUCUUGACUGUUUCAUCCCAGGUGUCCACCCUAUUCCUACCCCCCAGUGUGGGUAUGCCAAUUUCCAGUGCUCCAGCCCACUUGUCUUCCUCCCCGGGGCUGGUAAGCAAUGCAGACCAGAACAUAUUUGUUCAGGUCUCCUCACCUGAGGUGGAUAUGAAUCUGGUUGCCACCCAGGUCAAGCAGUGGAAAAUCUGCCCAGUUUGCAAUGUGUACUUCCCAUCCAGUGUCUACCAGGCUCACACAGAAGGGGCUCACAGACAAAGUGAGUUCAACUCCAGUGAGAAACUUGAACCAGUAAAGCUGGCUGUGCGUGCACCGUUUCUGAAGUGGACAAGAGAGAGGCCCAUGCAUUGCCUCUCCUGCAAAUGCCUAGUCUCAGAGGAGGAGCUAAUGUACCACUUACUCACACAUGGCUUGGGGUGCCUGUUUUGCCCAUUUACUUUCCACAGCAUUCAGGGUCUCUUGGAGCACAGCAAAAUUAAACACAUGGGGAGGAAGAAGCUGUUGUUGGAUUAUCUUAACAGGGGCUUCCAGUUGAGCCUAGAUGUUGAUGGCAACCUGUUGUUCCCCCAUCUUGAUUUCAUCAUCACUCUGCCAAGAGAGGAGAUUGGAGAACAGGAGGUCCACCUGGCUAUCCUCUCAAGCACAUAUUCCACAUCACUGGUGCCCUUGUAUGUUAAGAUGUGGUCUCGCGUUAAUGUUGUAACUCAGCUCAGAAAAGGAGAGCUGACCUGCCCCCUCUGUUUGACAACAUUUAUGUUAGCCAAUGCCUACAUGUUACACUUGAAGGAUGGACACCAUAUUAUUCCCAUGGCAAGUACAGUCCUCAGUUCGCCCACCUUUAGGUGUGUCCACUGUGGUGGGAUCUACCCUGGAAGCUUGACUGUGGAGACUAUCACUCUUCAUUUGUUGCAUUGUGCACAUGCACCCAAAGACAGCUCAGACCUGCAAGUUCUGUCAAGUUUUGUGGAGAACAGUGAACUGCAGUUUUCCAGUGAGGAAAACGUUACUGAUUCUACCUGUCCCUUCAAAAGAAAAUGGCCAGAUGGCCAUCAGGGUCCAGAAGACCAGAAGAGGGAUGGGAAAGGUCCCUUGUGUGUACUGGGCAAUGAAGCAUCAGGUCCAGAAGAAGGGACUAGUGCUGUGACUUUGAAGAGACAAAGGAAUGAAAGAGCAACUAAGGAACUUGAGGCCAGUAAUGAUUUACUCCAGGUCCUAGCAUUAGAUCCUACCAAAUGCAAAGACUACUCCUGAGAAAAAAAGCAGUUUCUUAGAGAUUAUUUCCAAAAGAAACCAUAUCCUAGCAGAAAAGAAGUUGAAUUGUUAUCUUUAUUCUUGAAGAUGGAAAAAGUUAUUGUGGCUUUGUUUUUUGUAACAAGAAGAUAUAUUUGCUUGAAGACAAUGGAAGACCAUAGACCCUCAAUACUUCUAGGUUUUGAUAUGUCUGAAGUUAAAAAUGUUAAACACAGACUG
Molecule: messenger RNA, 2226 nt
Organism: Meriones unguiculatus (Mongolian gerbil)
Lineage: Eukaryota; Metazoa; Chordata; Mammalia; Rodentia; Muridae
Product: activity-dependent neuroprotector homeobox protein 2-like
Biological process (GO): regulation of gene expression
Cellular component (GO): nucleus
Molecular function (GO): DNA binding
Source: RefSeq, a predicted model, not a curated record